ACCACACUUCCCAUAAUACCUCGCGUUAGUAAACGAGAGCAUAUUUGUAAUUUCUCCUUUGAAAAUAUAUAGUGCUGUCCGAGUAAUUACUUUUAUUACAUAUGUGUUCUAUGUGUUCGACGUGUUUUUUCUGAGAUUGAACGACAUAUAUUGGAUAGAAGUUCUUGAAAAUGUUUUGCUUAGUUCAAAAAUCAGUUCUUGGCGCUCCACAUACAAACUCCAUUACCCAAGAGGCAAUGCAAACAGUCAGUGCGUCAGGUCUACUGCCCAGACAGACAGAAGAGAGAGAGGAGGAGACGGAGAAACCCACCAAUACGCUACCAAUGCUGUCUCUCUUUUAACGAUUAUAUAAGUCAAAAAAGAAAGAACAGACAUUCACCUGGCCAAAUCUAGCGACCCCCGACUCCCCCUGCCCCGAUACCCUUGCACACAGAAAUGAGCGGCAGCGGGCGGCCCAGGACCAGCUCGUUUGCCGAGCCACCGGGGGCUGCUGGAGCUGCUGCAGCCGCGGCCGGAUCGGUCGUUGCUGGAGGGAGUACCACAGGAAAGUCCGGGGCGUCACAGGCCUCAGGGAGUAGCUCGUCCGGAUUCGGGAGCUUGAAGAUGAGCAGGGACAGCGGCAAGGUGACGACGGUGGUGGCCACACCCGGCCAGGGCCCGGACCGCCCGCAGGAGGUGUCGUACACGGACAUCAAGGUGAUCGGCAACGGCUCCUUCGGCGUGGUGUACCAGGCGCGCCUCAUCGACAGCCAGGAGAUGGUGGCCAUCAAGAAGGUCCUGCAGGACAAGAGGUUCAAGAACCGUGAGCUACAGAUCAUGCGGAAACUGGACCACUGCAACAUCGUGAGGCUACGCUACUUCUUCUACUCCAGCGGCGAGAAGAAAGACGAGGUGUACCUGAACCUGGUGCUGGACUUUGUCCCGGAGACGGUGUACAGGGUGGCCCGGCACUUCAACAAGGCCAAGACCACCAUCCCCAUCAUCUAUGUCAAGGUAUAUAUGUACCAGCUGUUCCGCAGCCUGGCCUAUAUCCAUUCCCAGGGGGUCUGUCACCGGGAUAUCAAGCCCCAGAACCUGCUGGUGGACCCUGAGACCGCCAUUCUCAAGCUCUGCGACUUUGGGAGUGCGAAGCAGCUGGUUCGGGGCGAGCCCAACGUGUCCUACAUCUGCUCGCGUUACUACCGGGCCCCCGAGCUCAUCUUCGGGGCCACCGACUACACCUCCAACAUCGACAUCUGGUCGGCCGGCUGCGUGCUGGCCGAGCUGCUGCUGGGACAGCCCAUCUUCCCCGGGGACAGCGGGGUGGACCAGCUGGUGGAGAUCAUCAAGGUCCUGGGGACCCCGACACGGGAACAGAUCCGCGAGAUGAACCCCAACUACACAGAGUUCAAAUUCCCUCAAAUCAAAGCACACCCCUGGACAAAGGUGUUCAAGCCCCGCACCCCCCCGGAGGCCAUCGCGCUGUGCUCUCGGUUGCUGGAGUACACGCCCGUCACGCGGCUGUCGCCCCUGGAGGCCUGCGCCCACCCCUUCUUCGAUGAGCUGCGCCAGCCCGGGGCACGUCUGCCCAGCGGGAGAGACCUGCCUCUGCUCUUCAACUUCAGCCCCGUGGAGCUCUCCAUCCAACCGCAGCUCAAUUCCACGCUCAUUCCUCCGCACGCCCGCGCACAGACCUCCCCCGCCUCGCACGCAGAUGGUGGUGUGUCAGACAGCCCAGCCCAGCCCAGCUCAGCACCUGGAACUCUCAACAACAGCACCUGAAUACCCCCCUGUCUGUCUGUCUGUUCAUCCCUCCCCUCUUCCCAAUCCUCCCCCUCUCCUCCAACGUUAUUGGCUCCAAACUGUAGUAAACUGAUUUACGCACACGCACACACACACGCACACGCACACGCACACACACACACACACACACACACAUCCUUACAGCUGACACAUUUCAUUGUAUUUGACAGUUCCGGUCAGUCCAGCCAUACCGUUCAGUAAUUGGAAAAUCGGCUGGUGUACGGUCUAUUCAUGCUGUGCUGCAGAGUCUAGUAUAGGAGUUUCACUGCAUUUGCACUGACUCUCGUGUGGUCAGUAUAGGCUACGUACAGGCUUGAUGGACUGAGAUCUUGUGUCAUGUCCAGUACUUGGCAGUUAUCAUAGUGGAGCCAGGCCAGUUUAAUCAGCCUGUCCUGUUCCUGGCAUCGGGAUAUGAUCAUUUCAUUGUCAGGGGAGAUUAAGGGGUCGAGGUUGUCUGUAUAACGAUCUUCCUUUUUUGAUUUUAUCCUUUUUUUUUUUGUUUUGUUUUUAGUGUUUAUUUAUUUGAAUCUCCAGACUCAGUUUUUAUGAUGAUGCUCUGACAUUGUAUAUAUAAACGGGGUUAAAUGUCCUGAAUUUAUAGCGUAGACUGACGGUAAUCACUUUCUCGGAGGUCUUAAAACGUGCUUCUCUGGCACGCCUGGGCCCUGGGACAACGCUGCCACCUGGUGGUGGAUCUUGGUACAAACGAGAAAAAUCCUCAAAAUCAAUUUGCACAGACGGCUUCAUUGUUCGGAUAAAUGUUUGUUCGUGAGCAGGUCGGCUUCUGUCCGCUGUUCGGCUCUUCUGUGUUUGAGCUCUGUGGGAUUUGUGAAGAGCUUGGGGGGGGUUGAUCCUCCGCUGCAGAAUUAUAUCCCUUCACUUUCAACAUCAGAUCAAAAAAUGCCUCUCCCCCUGCUGUUCUCCCCACCAUGAGAUUAAACAUAAGACAAGGCCAUUAGGUUCUGCAUGUAAAUGGAAAAAGAAAGUUUGUGGUUUUAUACUUUUUAUAUUAAAUUAUAGAAAAAUUGCAACAAAAAUGACGAAACGGCAGUUUUUUUUUAUUUUUCUUGUACAUUUAUUUAUUUUUAUUUUUGAUAGGGGAUUUUAGAGGUUUUACUGUUGGCCGGAGGCGGGGGGUGUGAAGUCUUUAGUGGUGUAGACAUCUAGUGUCCCUAUGGCUGCUACCCUACUGAAUAAAUCUGGUUCAGCUUCGAAAAACGUCUUAAUGUUCACAGUUUAAGGAGGGACCGUUUCAAAAUAUAAAAGCGCACAUUCAUUUAUGUUCAUGUUCAUGUGUGUGUACACGCCUCAAAGUCACAAAAGCAGAAGACACAAAUAUAUUGCCGAAACAUUUCUAAGCUUUGUGACCGUUUGUCGUAGGGAGAUUGAGACAAACAGGAGUGGUUAAUCUUGCUUGAAUAAAGUUCAUAAAUUAUAUGGUCCGCUAGGAUGUAGGGUCCUUUUGGAAACCGGUUGAAAUUGCGUUCGAAGUGGUAUGAAAUGGUCCUUUUAACUGCAAUUUCUCCACAAUGUUAACUCGCGGGAUGUGGUGUUGCAUGGUGAUGACGGUCAUCUUGCCACCAGUCACUCGAAAGCAGUUCCUUCCUCUCACGUUUGCGUGCACGUCUAGUAAGCUGCCUUUCCAUAGUCGGCUUUUUCACAUGCUCUUUUGGCCGUGUACAUGAACCACACACUAGCACACCGGCAGAUGUUCUCUAGCCUUGGCUAUAGCCCCUCUGCUCUGAAAAUGUAGCUAUGUGUAGCAGUAAGUGAUUGGUGUGUUGGAGAUGUUUGUUUUAGUGUUAUAUGACCAGGCCUGGCCAGGUUAGUGCUGCCGGCUCAAGGCCACCAAGCUGUUUGUCGCUUUUUCAUCCGGUCUAAAUUUAGCUUCAGAAAUCAGUCGUAUUUUAAUUUGAUUUGAUUUUUUCUUUCUUGCCGAGAUGCACACACGCCAUGGUGUGUGCGCGCGUGCGUUUGAGCGCGAGUGGUGGGGGCGUGGACGCUCGUGCGACUUCAUGUACUGUAAAGGAGUUGUAGUGUACUGCAUGACAGUGGUGUCCUCUUUCUGAGUGUACUUGUGUGUUUGUAGAUCUUAAUCGCUCACCUAAAGACUUUUUAUUUUUUUCUCCUUUUUUUUUUUGAGGGGGGGGAAAAAAUGUGAUUGAUUGCUAUCCCUGAUCACCGCAGUUACGCUCGUUAUAAAUUCCAAAUGUAUUACAGGUUUUCAGGUUCACUGCUAGCUACUACAGUCCCCUGCCUCUCCUCCCACUCGCACACACCACAGAUGGAUCAACAGGCUGAAUAACCUCAAACUAUUUUGGAGCCUUCCCUCCCUCUCCUCUGCCCCCCCCCCCCCACCCCCUCUCUCCUCUCCUCCCUCCCCCUCCCUUACUAUAGCUAACCUGUAAAUAUCAACUACCUUUAUUUUAUUUUAUUUUUUUGUUAUUCUUGUUAUUAUAUUGUUGUUCUUGUAAUUUUCCUUUUCUUCGGCAGAGUAGAGCUGGCUUAACCGUGACCAGGCUCUCCCCUCAGUCCUGCAGUCUGUAAAUACAGUUUUAUUUCAAGACCUGGUUCAGCAGGGAAAAACAAAACGAAAUGUACUGUGUUUCUCUCCCUCCGUUUCUCUCUGGUUAUUUCUCCUUCCCUCCCCCUUUAAACGUUAUAGUGUUGCUUUUAUUUAUUGUGCUUCUGUUAUAGGGUUGGGUAGGGGUAGGUUUAGAAAGCUUGCUUUUAAUAUGCGACUGUCUAAAAUGUUCAGAAGUGUACACAUCCAGGCCUUUGGAAUGGUCUCUUAAGCAGGAUCUGGUAUUAGCAGGUAAACGCCAUAAUCAUUCAGCAGAGCCAUACGUAUAAUCUGUAUAAUGUGCAGGGGACAUCAAAUGGCUUUGGGAUAUGACUACGUACAAGUUGGAUCUCCGUGGAAGCGGCGUUCGGCACAUGAAUGCGGUUGCGUGGAGUUAACGUUGAAGCCAUGUCUGUUGUUUUCGACUGUCCUGCUCUGUCUCUUCUUCCCCACAGUGUUUUAAGGUGUAUGUGAAUGCAAUGGUGCCGCCCUGUGUGUGUGUGUGUGUGUGUGUGUGUGUGUGUGUGUGUGUGUGUGUGUGUGUGUGUGUGUGUGUGUGUGUGUGUGUGUGUGUGUGUGUGUGUGAGAGAGAGAGAGCGAGCGAGAGAAAGUAGGUUGAUUGUGUGGUUCGGGUGAGUGCUCUCCUGUGUUAUCGGUUAAUUCCUCUGAUGUUUGACCCUUGCUGUGUCCCACCCAAAUGAAGAAAAUAACUGUAAAUGUUUUCCUUCAGCAUAUGUUAUGGGUUGGUUUUAAUUUGUUGCAAUCACAUUUCACACCUGCGGGAGGUCUGUUGAGAUAGGAGGAGCAGAUGUGGGAAGGGUUGUAGGAGAGAGAGAGAGAGGGAGGGAGAGAAACUGUGUUUUUGUUUGUUGGUAUAAAAAUAAUUAAACUCAUUAAUAAAGUGAUGAAACCGC
Messenger RNA from Conger conger (European conger), 5259 nucleotides. RefSeq names its product glycogen synthase kinase 3 alpha b (gene gsk3ab). Gene Ontology annotation, cellular component: cytoplasm; axon; cytosol. Lineage: Eukaryota; Metazoa; Chordata; Actinopteri; Anguilliformes; Congridae. The transcript is spliced from 10 exons. The record is from RefSeq and is a predicted model, not a curated record. Gene Ontology annotation, biological process: insulin receptor signaling pathway; extrinsic apoptotic signaling pathway in absence of ligand; regulation of neuron projection development. Bases 436 to 1761 code for a protein of 441 amino acids. Gene Ontology annotation, molecular function: protein serine/threonine kinase activity; ATP binding.